This is a messenger RNA of Amphimedon queenslandica, 1940 nucleotides long. RefSeq names its product vacuolar protein sorting-associated protein 33B-like. The transcript has 2 exons. NCBI's taxonomy places the organism in Eukaryota, Metazoa, Porifera, Demospongiae, Haplosclerida, Niphatidae. The coding region runs from base 22 to 1854 and encodes 610 amino acids. The record is from RefSeq and is a predicted model, not a curated record. Gene Ontology annotation, biological process: vesicle-mediated transport.
CCCGCCUUUGCAUACCUCAAAAUGGCCACCCAUAUUGAAGAGGAGGCUAAAGAGGAAGCAGAUUUCGCUAGCCAGGUCCCUCGGAUUAGCGAAGUCUGUGAUGAGGCGAGAAAAGAGUUUCAAAAUUUCUUUACUUCAAGUCCUCCCGGCCCAAAAGACCUCGUUAUUCAGUCAAAAGAGCUAAUGACACUCCUGGAGCAUGUAGCACCAAUGAAGACACUGAGAAGUCUUGAGGUAGAACACAUUUAUCUACUUGAGCCAAUAAUGAAGACAGGCGGCCCACUACGUUACUAUCUGACUAGACCCGAGAUAGCCCCAAUGCAACACAUUGUUAAUCACAUUAAGUCCGACCUCAAUGAAAAGGAGCAGAGAAUGUACCAUAUCCUAUUCAUACCACGUGUACUCGCCCUCUGCGAGUAUAUCCUGGAGAGAGAAGGAGUAAUAGGGUAUGUUAAGAGGUACAGUUGGAAUCUUAACCUCAUACCACUUGACGAUCAUCUCCUUUCUCUUGAGCACCCAAAGACAGCAAGAGCGCUUCUUUUGGAGGGGAAUUACUCGAUAUUACACCUGGUUGCUAGCUCGCUCAUUGAUCUUGAAGAAAAGUUUGGUACGAUACCCACACUCCAUGGCAAGGGAAACUUCUCCAAGAAAGUGAUGGAUAUGUUCAUUCGCAUGAAAAAGAUUAAAGGAUUGACAGAGUUCCAACAUCCGCAGAAAGGUUUGGGUGUUUCCGAAGUCAUUUUAUUCGACCGUUCGUGCGACUGGAUCACACCGUUAUGCUCGCAAUUAACAUACGAGGGAAUGCUUGAUGAUGUUUUUGGGAUACAGUCAGGUUUUGUUGAGUUUAGUAAGGAGGCUAGCGGUAAGGGUGUGCCCGUUAAGGUUUUAUUGAACGAGAAUGAUCCGGUAUUUAGUUUAAUUCGCUCAAUGCAUUUCUCUGGUGUUAGUGAAGUACUGGUUACUGUCUCGAAAGAGCUCCAGAGAGAUUACAGUCACGGAAGAGACAAGAACAAAACUAUACAAGAGAUGAAAGAGUUUGUGAAGAAUUUGCCACAACUGAGAACGAAGCACGACUCGCUAUCCACGCAUCUCAAAGCAAGUGAGAAUAUAAUUCGUAAAAAGAAGGAAGGAGAUUUCCAGCGACAGUUGUCGACAGAAUGGACACUCUUAGAAGGCUCUAAUAAAGUAACAGCAUACGAUCAUAUUGAGGAGAGCAUUGAGGGACAGAGUAAUAUCUACUCAUCACUACAGCUGCUCUGUCUCGCUUCUGUCACUGCUGACGGGAUCAAAGAGAAAUACUUCCAUCCGUUUAAGAGUAGCUUUCUUCAUAGCUAUGGCCACAAGCAUCUUGUUACAUUCUACCACCUGCAGCAGGUUGGUCUCCUUAAAUCUAAAGCAAAAGACGAUAUAAUCAGUUCCAAGAGUCUUCUAAAAGAUGACAUGGCGCCUUUCUUUCAACUACAGCGACUUUUGAAACUAGUUCCCAAGAAACCAGAGGACUUUAAUCUCAAAGAACCAACUGAUGCUUCGUAUGUGUUUGGAGGAGCCUACAUACCAUUGAGUGUAUCUGCAAUUGGCAGUGUAGUAUCCACUGGUGGGUGGAGCCACAUUGAGGGGGUCGUUAAGAAUUGGGAAGGAUCUAGUUUCACUCACCAUCAGUUUAAGAGUGUUCGUAAUGAGCAGGGCAGGAGGCGUGUCAUAUUGGUAUACUUUGUGGGUGGGGUUACUUAUUCUGAGGUGAAUACUUUACGUUUCAUGGAACAGAAACUCAAUGUUUAUUUCAUUAUUGCUACUACCGACAUUGUUAAUUGGAAGAGACUGUUUGACAGUUUCAUGGAGUUUGAAGUGACAUAAUUUUUUUAUUAGUUUAUAAUUUUUUCAGUUACGCAAAUUAUUGCUACACCCACACGCUUUGAUCUUAAGAUUUAAAAUCAUUUUAA